Molecule: messenger RNA, 2820 nt
Organism: Arvicanthis niloticus (Nile rat)
Lineage: Eukaryota; Metazoa; Chordata; Mammalia; Rodentia; Muridae
Gene: Hdx
Product: highly divergent homeobox
Biological process (GO): regulation of transcription by RNA polymerase II
Molecular function (GO): RNA polymerase II cis-regulatory region sequence-specific DNA binding; DNA-binding transcription factor activity, RNA polymerase II-specific
Source: RefSeq, a predicted model, not a curated record
AUUGUCUGAGGCGGCAGUGGAGACCCAGGAAAAAAAUCUCGCGGAUUCCGCCUGCUCUGGCCCUGGUCUCAUCUUGGAACCUCUGAUCUCUUCCGUGACCGCACCACACCCGAGAUGAAUCUACGUUCUGUAUUUACUGUAGAGCAACAAAGGAUUUUACAGCGUUAUUAUGAAAAUGGAAUGACAAAUCAAAGUAAAAAUUGCUUUCAGCUCAUAUUACAGUGUGCACAGGAGACUAAGCUGGACUUCAGUGUAGUCAGGACGUGGGUUGGCAAUAAGCGAAGAAAAAUGAGUAGUAAAAGCUGUGAAUCGGGAGCAGCGGGAACUGUGUCUGGUACCUCAUUGGCAGCUCCAGACAUUACUGUCAGAAAUGUGGUUAAUAUUCCCCGCCCUUCAAGCCAGCAAUCUUCUUGGACUUCUGCCAAUAAUGAUGUCAUUGUAACUGGUAUAUACAGUCCAGCAAGCUCAUCAAGUAAGCAAGGCACUACAAAGCAUACAAAUACACAAAUUACAGAAGCACAUAAAAUUCCUAUUCAGAAGGCAGUCAGUAAAAAUGACACUGAAUUUCAAUUGCACAUUCCUGUUCAAAGACAAGUAGCACACUGUAAAAAUGCUUCUGUGCUCCUAGGGGAAAAGACAAUUAUUUUGUCAAGACAGACAAGUGUACUAAAUGGUGGCAACUCAGUGUACAAUCACACAAAGAAAAGCUAUGGAAGUUCUCCGGUGCAAGCUUCUGAAAUGACAGUACCUCAAAAGCCAUCUGUGUGCCAGCGACCUUGCAAAAUUGAACCAGUUGGGAUUCAAAGGUCAUAUAAACCUGAACAUGCAGGCCUGGCAUCACAUAACUUAUGUGGGCAAAAGCCAACCAUUAGAGACCCUUGCUGUAGAACACAAAACUUAGAAAUUCGUGAAGUGUUUUCAUUGGCAGUCAGUGAUUACCCUCAGAGAAUUCUGGGAGGAAAUACCACACAGAAGCCAGGCUCAGCAGAAGGAACUUGUUUGUCCAUUGCAAUGGAGACUGGAGAUGCAGAGGAUGAAUAUGCCAGAGAAGAAGAGCUGGCAUCAAUGGGAGCACAGAUAAGCUACUCAAGGUUUUAUGAAAGUGGCAAUUCCCUUCGAGCUGAGAACCAAAGUACAACUUUGCCUGGACCAGGAAGAAACCUGCCAAAUUCACAAAUGGUAAAUAUUAGAGAUUUGUCAGACAAUGUACUGUAUCAAAAUAGAGACUACCAUUUGACACCACGGACCUCAUUACAUACAGCAUCUACUACUAUGUACAGUAAUACUAAUCCAUCACGGAGUAAUUUUUCUCCACAUUUUGUAUCAUCAAACCAACUGAGGUUAUCACAAAACCAAAACAAUUACCAGAUUUCAGGAAACCUUUCUGUGCCUUGGAUUACAGGGUGUUCUAGGAAAAGAGCACUACAGGACCGCACUCAAUUCAGUGACCGAGACUUGGCUACUCUUAAGAAGUACUGGGACAAUGGUAUGACCAGCCUGGGCUCUGUAUGUAGAGAGAAGAUUGAAGCUGUUGCAACUGAAUUAAAUGUUGACUGUGAAAUAGUUCGGACUUGGAUUGGGAAUCGAAGAAGAAAAUAUCGUUUAAUGGGAAUUGAAGUCCCACCUCCAAGAGGAGGCCCUGCUGAUUUCUCUGAGCAGUCUGAGUCUGGUUCUUUGUCUGCACUCACACCAGGAGAGGAAGCUGGGCCUGAAGUAGGAGAGGAUAAUGACAGAAAUGAUGAAGUGUCCAUCUGUUUGUCCGAAGCAAGCUCUCAAGAGGAGUCCAAUGAACUUAUCCCAAAUGAGACCAGGGCACAUAAGGAUGAAGAGCAUCAGGCAGUAUCCGCAGAUAAUGUGAAAAUAGAAAUUAUCGAUGAUGAAGAAAGUGACAUGAUAAGCAAUUCUGAGGUUGAACAAGAGAAUACUCUCCUGGAUUACAAGAAUGAAGAAGUCAGAUUCAUUGAAAAUGAGCUAGAGAUUCAAAAGCAAAAAUACUUUAAGCUCCAGACUUUUGUUAGAAACCUGAUUCUCGCUAUGAAAGCUGAUGAUAAAGAACAGCAGCAGGCACUGCUGUCAGAUUUACCUCCGGAAUUAGAAGAGGUGGAUUUCAGUCAUGCCUCACCGGAUCCUGAUGAUACCUCAUUCAGUGUGUCUUCUUUAUCAGAGAAAAAUGCCUCAGACAGUUUGUGAUUGGGGGUGGGGAAUAUGAUAUAGUCUGUUGGUUGCCUAACAGAUGUGCAUUUCAAGAUAACUGUACUAUGUUUCCCAAAUAGUCUUCAACUGGAAAAAAGCAUUGUUAAAACAGAGGUAUGCUGGGAAAGAAUGGCAAGAUAUAAUGGCUGCAACACAAAACAAAAACAAAAAAAGGCAUGUAAAAUACUUGAAAUGGUUUGUUUUUAAAACUUACAUAAAAUUUUAGAAAAUUAUAUUUAAUUUUGACCAAGCAGGUAUAAAAAUCUAUUAUAUCUGAUUUCUGAAAAAAUUUUUUGCUUAUUCUUUAAGAAGAAUCUUAAUUUUAUCCAGACAUAUAAAAAUAAGCUUAUCUCAAUAUUCCUGAGUUGUUAAGACUUGGUUAGUUUUAUUUUUGUAGCCAUUACAGCUUUCUUUCUACUUCAUUUUCUUAUCAUUCAUAUACAUUUUUACUCAGGAAAGUGGGCUAAAAAUUUAAAACAGACCUAAUCAUAUAUUUAACCUGGAUGAAUCCUGGGAUUUAUUUUUUAACUCCUGUGAGCAUUUGACCUAAGUUAAUGAUUGAAAAUUGAAACGAUUAGUAGGAUGUAAUUGUAAGUUAUUGGUAUUCCCCUGACACUGGGGAGAGGG